Messenger RNA from Monopterus albus (swamp eel), 2769 nucleotides. RefSeq names its product N-acetylglucosaminidase, alpha (gene naglu). Bases 398 to 2653 code for a protein of 751 amino acids. The record is from RefSeq and is a predicted model, not a curated record. Lineage: Eukaryota; Metazoa; Chordata; Actinopteri; Synbranchiformes; Synbranchidae. The transcript has 6 exons.
GUGCUUGACCAAGCCAAUGUUCUCCUACACCCAGUCUUUCUAUGGGCAGCCAUUUAUCUGGUGCAUGCUGCACAACUUUGGAGGCAGCAGUGGCUUAUUUGGCACAGUGGAGAGCAUCAACUCUGAGGUCUUUAAAGCCUUGAAUAUCCCAAACUCCGCCCUGGUGGGCAUAGGCAUGACACCUGAGGGUAUUGAGCAGAAUGCUGUGGUGUAUGAAUUAAUGAGCGAGCUGGCUUAGCGCCAAGAACCAGUCAACUAGUCUACCUGAACCAUCACAUGAUUACAAUCACAUGACUAAACCAAUUAAAAAGUCUUUGCACUGGAGGUAGCACUUGGGUUUUCUGGUUAAACUUGAUCUACGGUGAAACGCUCCGGCUUCGUUUGACUAGACAACAAAAUGUCGAUCAGAAACGGCUGCAGUCUGCUUCUGGCCGUCGUCUUCUGCCUUUUAGUAACAGCACAGUGUACAUUUCACACUCUAGACCACCUCAAACCGAAAGCCAGCGACAAGACACAGGAGAUAGCAGUGGUCGAGAUGCUGGAACGUCUGCUCGGGAACAGAUCUACGGAGUUCAUCGUGUCAGUCAACAGGAGCCUUUCCAAAGACGGCCUGGAUGUGUGCGAGCUCAGGUCAACCAACAGCAAUACGAUAGUCGCUACGGGCAGCAGCGGAGUGGCUGUGGCUUUUGGCAUUUACAACUAUUUGAAAUAUAAAUGCAACUGCCAUGUUUCCUGGUCUGGUGAUCAGCUGGAUCUGCCCCGUCCUCUGCCAAAGCUCACGGACGUCCUGCGCUUCAACAUGCAGCACAGAUUUCGGUAUUACCAGAACGUUUGCACUGUUAGCUAUUCCUAUGUGUGGUGGGCGUGGCCCAGAUGGGAAAGGGAGAUCGACUGGAUGGCGCUCAAUGGGAUCAAUCUGCCACUGGCUUUCACUGGCCAGGAAGCCCUGUGGCAAGAGGUGUACCGUGCUCUUGGGUUAAACCAGUCGGAGAUUGAAGAGUUCUUCUCGGGCCCGGCAUUUCUCGCAUGGAACCGUAUGGGAAACAUGUUCAAAUUUGGUGGGCCUCUGCCACAGUCCUGGCAUGUGAACCAGCUCUACCUCCAGUUUAAAAUCUUGGCGCGAAUGAGAUCAUUUGGCAUGAUUCCUGUGCUGCCGGCGUUCUCCGGGAACAUCCCCAAGGGAAUUUUCAGGUUAUAUCCAAGAGCAAAUGUAACCAGGUUGGGGCCAUGGGCUGGGUUCAACUGUAGCUUUUCAUGUUCCUAUAUCUUAGACCCUCGGGACCCACUUUUCCUCCAGAUUGGUUACCUCUAUCUGUCCCAGGUGGUGAAGCUGUUUGGCACUGAUCACAUAUACAACACUGACACCUUCAAUGAGAUGACCCCACCUUCCUCUGACCCCGCCUACCUGUCUGCAAUCAGUCGCUCGGUCUUUGCCUCGAUGACUAAAGUUGAUCCUCAGGCAAUUUGGUUGAUGCAAGGCUGGCUGUUCUUCAGUGAUGCAGGGUUCUGGAAGCCAGCCCAGAUUCAGGCCUUACUACAUGGAGUGCCACUCGGACGAAUGAUUGUGCUUGACCUGUUUGCAGAGACUGAGCCAAUUUUCUCCUACACCCAGUCUUUCUAUGGGCAGCCAUUUAUCUGGUGCAUGCUGCACAACUUUGGAGGCAGCAGUGGCUUAUUUGGCACAGUGGAGAGCAUCAACUCUGGGGUCUUUAAAGCGUUGAAUUUCCCAAACUCCACCCUGGUGGGCAUAGGCAUGACGCCUGAGGGUAUUGAGCAGAAUGCUGUGGUGUAUGAAUUAAUGAGCGAGCUGGCUUGGCGCAAAGAACCAGUCAACUUGUCUGAGUGGGUAUCACUUUAUGCAGUACGCCGCUAUGGCAGCACACAAGAGAGCCUAACCACUGCAUGGAGACUCCUCUUUGCCAGUGUCUACAACUGCACUGUGCCACAUUACCGAAACCACAACCAUAGCCCACUGGUGCAUCGACCUUCCUUUCACAUGAAUUCUGCCCUUUGGUAUGACCCAGCGGACUUGUACAAAGCCUGGAAACUGAUUAUGGAGGCUGCUCCUUCUCUCAUGUCCAAGGAGACCUUCCGGUAUGACCUUGUGGAUGUGACUCGACAGGUCCUGCAAGUCUUGACCACAUCUUUUUACCAGGAUAUUGCAGAUGCCUUCCAGAAUAAAAAGAUGGCAGAGCUGCUGGCUGCAGGGGGCGUGCUAGUUUAUGACCUUCUGCCUGAGCUCAAUCAUUUGCUGAGUAGUGACCGUCACUUCCUGUUGGGGACGUGGCUGGAGCAGGCACAGUCCUUAGCUCUCGAUGAGAAGGAGGCACAACUCUAUGAUAUGAAUGCCAGAAACCAGCUCACACUAUGGGGUCCCAGUGGUGAGAUCCUGGACUAUGCCAAUAAAGAGUGGGGAGGCCUCGUGGAGGACUACUACACCCAGCGUUGGGGACUGUUUGUCUACAUGCUGGUAGAAUGUCUGAACAGUGGCCAACCAUUUAACCAGACCGCCUUCAACCAGGCAGUUUUCCAGGUAGAAAAGGGAUUCAUUUAUAAUGGUAGAAGGUACCCGACCAAGCCUCAGGGAGACACUUAUGAGAUUGCCCACAGGAUCUUUCUCAAGUACUACCCACUGGCCUUAAAGAGAGUAUAGAGACUGCAUAAUGGAAAAACUUGUCUCAAGUCACAGUGAGAAGAAGGUGGAAUUCAAAAACUAUUUAAUGAAAGGGAAGGGGGAUACAAUUUAAGGGGUCAGUUAAAUUAAAAAAU